Spizellomyces punctatus DAOM BR117 is the source of this 1010-nucleotide messenger RNA. RefSeq lists its product as uncharacterized. The transcript has 5 exons. Gene Ontology annotation, cellular component: mitochondrial envelope; membrane. Bases 235 to 771 code for a protein of 178 amino acids. Gene Ontology annotation, biological process: tricarboxylic acid cycle; mitochondrial electron transport, succinate to ubiquinone. Lineage: Eukaryota; Fungi; Chytridiomycota; Chytridiomycetes; Spizellomycetales; Spizellomycetaceae. The record is from RefSeq and is a predicted model, not a curated record. Gene Ontology annotation, molecular function: ubiquinone binding; heme binding.
AAAACCAUUAUAAACAUUCUGUCGCAAAAGAUAAACGACUGCAGCUCACUUAAAACAACAUUGACGUAUCUCAGCCCAAGAUCGAAAAGGUGGAAGACGAAGGAUUUAUAGCCACGUGACUAUACAAGCCACAUGUCCGCCUUGCGGGAAGACUCGGCUUCAAAAAUUGGCAGGCUAGUUCUGUGGAAUCUCGACCAAUCAUCCGCCAUUCUUAACCCCUAGGUUCUAUAGACGAUGUUGACCUCUCGCGUUAUUUGCUCGGCGGCUCGUGUCUCUUCAGUAGUACGGCCUUCGGCACUGACCAUUCGUGCCAAUCCCGUUGCCACUUUCCGCUCUGCCCGGCCCGACCUCUUUCAAAACACCCAAGCAGACAAGCGAGAUGCUGUUGUGGGCGCUGCCGCCCCGGAAAAUCCCGGAACAACCACACAAUCGGGCGAACACAAAUCCAAACUUCACGGCUCCUACCAUUGGGACUUUGAGCGUGCUCUAUCGAUCGCGCUCGUGCCCUUGAUGACCGCACCUUUCAUUAUCGGUUCUCACCCGUAUGUUGAUCUCGGUCUCGGUGUCGUAAUUCCCCUCCACACCCAUAUUGGCUUUGAUGCCGUCAUUGAGGAUUAUCUUCCAGUUCGUCGGAAUCCCAUUAUCCACCGCGUCAUGAAAUAUUCCUUGUAUACUGCGACGGGACUGUGUCUAUACGGUUGCUACCAAUUUAACACCAAUGAUAUUGGCAUCACCGAGUUUGUGAAGCGCCUGUGGACGGGAAAGCAGUGAUCACGCUGUCGGUGCUGAUGAAACUAAAUGAUAGUGGUUCGGUAGCCGUGUAGAGGAAGGUGGUCAAAUUUGUAUGUAGAGCACAGCUGCCAUGUUUCUUCCUUUCAUACCGAAUUUGAUUAUGUGGUCGUUACAGCCACGAUGUAUUUCUUCGGAUCCCGGCCUUUGCCAUAAUCUACUUAAACCAUCUUUCACUAUGACUCUAAGGACUAUUCUAACCUGUCUUAUCAAAAACUCUG